Limulus polyphemus (Atlantic horseshoe crab) is the source of this 1242-nucleotide messenger RNA. RefSeq names its product carboxypeptidase A5-like. Bases 208 to 1242 code for a protein of 344 amino acids. The record is from RefSeq and is a predicted model, not a curated record. Gene Ontology annotation, molecular function: metallocarboxypeptidase activity; zinc ion binding. NCBI's taxonomy places the organism in Eukaryota, Metazoa, Arthropoda, Merostomata, Xiphosura, Limulidae. The transcript has 5 exons. Gene Ontology annotation, biological process: proteolysis.
UUGUCACCGAAAAGUAAAAAGUAAGAUUAAGGAAAAAGAUGUGGCUGAAUUACGAAUUUAAGAUAUUUUUCAUUCUAAUUCACAGUUUGUUUCUUCACUUUGUGAACAAUCCUAGAAGAUGGAACAAAUAAUAUGAAGACUUUGAAGUUUGGAGAUUUAUUAGAGUCCUGUUUGUUUUACUGAAUUAAAUUACAGUGCAAGUUAACAAUGGCAGAUUUUCUAAGAACUUUUAUACUUAUUUCUAGAUUUGCUGUAAAAUGGAUGUCAUUUGUCAUGAUGUGUUUAAGUUGGGCAGUAGGCAUCAGCAAUACUGCUCAGAGAAAAGAGAAUUACCUGCCGGAUUAUAAUGUUUACCAUAACCUUUCUAAGAUAUACUCUGAAAUAUCAGAGAUAGCUGAAAGAAACCCAUUUUACAUGCAGCUUGAUAAUACUUAUGUCUCUAGACAUGGACGUUCUCAGCUUUUACUACACAUUUCCAAUUUCUCAGAUAGUCAUGAACCUAAUGAAAAUGGACAACCUCAGUGGACACCAUCCAAAGUGAGAAUUCUCUUUUCCUUUGGAGAACAUGCUAGAGAAUUUUUUCCCAUUGAAAGCCUUUUUCAUCUUCUCAGAAAUUUAACUCGGGGAAUUCAUGCUGUUAGAGACUCUCCAGAAGAGCUGUUCAGUAGAAAGCUGCUUUCCAAAGUAGAUUUGUUCAUCAUUGUCAUGCUGAAUCCUGAUGGCAGAGAAUAUAUCGAAAAAACCCAUAAUUACUGUUGGAGAGGAACAAGCACAGGAGUAGAUGUGAAUCGAAACUUCAACUGGAACUAUGGAGGAGAAGGAAGUGCUUCAGAAACUGGAUCUGAGGAACUGAGGGGACCACAGCCAUUUUCUGAACCAGAAUGUUUUGUUUUAUUGGACAUUACCAAGAAAUACAGUUUUGAUGCUUUUGUUUCAUUUCAUUCAGGAAUUCGGGAGAUUUAUGUACCAUUUGCAGAUUCCGAGUCUAGAAGGCUGAAACGUAAACCAACUAACAUUGAGUUAAUGAUGAAGCUAGCCAAAAAGAUGGCAGAAAUAACUGAGCCUCAUUUUGUGUAUGGUCAAGCAUUUGUUGUUAAUCAAUACACUGCAGAUGGCACCAUCUUUGACUACAUGGCCGGAAUUAAGAAGGGGAUACCCACAGACCAGUCAAGUAAGCUGGAGAUAUCUGGUAGCAGUAGUCCAAGCCAUCUAGGGGCUAGCUCCGCUGACGUGAUCAGGUAG